Molecule: messenger RNA, 1649 nt
Organism: Salmo salar (Atlantic salmon)
Lineage: Eukaryota; Metazoa; Chordata; Actinopteri; Salmoniformes; Salmonidae
Product: WD repeat-containing protein 74
Biological process (GO): ribosomal large subunit biogenesis
Cellular component (GO): nucleolus; preribosome, large subunit precursor
Molecular function (GO): protein binding
Source: RefSeq, a predicted model, not a curated record
UGGAAAUUGUAUACAAGAUCAUUUUGGUCGGAACAGAAGUACGAUGACUAGUGUUUCCCUACGGAGGACAUUCUGGACACACCAUAACGUGUUAGAAUUUUGGUUUUGUUUUCUUGACAAUCUUUUCGUUCUUUUUCAUGGCAGACAAAAGUCAAGUGUGCUCAGUAUGGGUGGGAUCGGAAACAGGGAUAUUAAAGGGAGUGAGCCUAUCCAAAAAACAGGCUUUCAACUUCUGUGAGAUGAGCUGCCUGAGCCGGGACCAGGAAGUGUGUGUCCUAGGCUGGGGAGAUCAACAUGAGACUGAGGUACUGGUGGGGUCUGUGAAUGGCACAGUGAAGACAUUUAGCACAGAGAAGGGCAUCUUCACUGAGACCAGACAGUGUGGGGAGAGCACCCAGGGCAGGUUCACAGGACUUGCUGUCACAGACAGUGCUCUGAUCACGUGUGUGGAGACAGGACUGCUGAGGGUCUGGAAGGAGGGCAGCACAGACACAGUUGAGAUAAAUGCUGGGACGAAUGUUUGUCGGAUGCGGCAGAAUCCCUCACAGCGCAACCAAGUGGCCACAGGAGGGAAGGAGAAUGGCCUAAAGGUCUGGGAUCUGGAGAGGCCUGAAACACCCAUUUUCACCUCCAAGAAUGUACGUAAUGACUGGCUGGACUUGCGAGUGCCAGAGUGGGUCAGAGACAUGGUCUUCAUCCCAGACUCCAACAAGAUCGUCACCUGCACAGGUCACCACCAGGUGCGAGUGUAUGACCCAGCCUCUCCCCAGAGGCGUCCGGUUCUGGAGGCUCAUUUUGGGGAGUACCCCCUCACAGCCCUCUCCCUCCCUGCCAACCAAGACAGUGUUGUAGUGGGCAACACACAUGGAGAACUCGCCAUCUUAGAUUUGCGGAAAGGUCUGGUGCGUGGGUGUUUGAAGGGGCUGGCAGGAGGAGUGCGGGGGCUGCAGUGCCACCCCUCUCUCCCUCUGGUGGCUUCCUGUGGUUUGGAUCGCUUUCUGAGAGUACACAGCCUGGAGGACCGCUCCCUACAGCACAAGGUGUAUCUGAAGUCACGACUCAACUGUGUGCUUCUGUCCAGCAAAGAUCUAGAGCUGAGCAGUUCAGCAGUAACCGGAGAUGUGGAGGAAGUGAAAGAAGAGGGAGGUGAAGUGGAUGAGGUGUGGGACACUAUGGAGAUGAUAAAUGACCAGGCUAAGAAGAGAGCAACAGAAGAAGAGGAAGCCGUAGUUACAGGUGUAGAGAAGACUACGAAGAAAAGAAAAGUGGUCAAAUGACCUGCAGUGGAGAGCUUAAGGAAAGGGCUGUGUUCUCUAUGAGAAACGCAGAAGCUCUAGAGGUCUGCCAAAAGUCUGUGUUGCGGAUGUACAGACUGUUUUUCUGUUGAGUCUGUACUGAAAUAGCUGUAGUUUUCCUAUUAAAACUAAACUCACUCUGGAGUUGUUUGCAUGCCCUUCUAUACCAACUUCCUUGAAAUGUAGCUAACAUAAAUAAUAUAAUAUUUUUGGCACACAAAAAAAGUGUAUUGUAUGUACAAUAUCCCCAGGGCUAUUACAAUAUCAUAGAACCCUGAACAGGACUGGUUCUUUUAAGUGUGUGUGACAGCGAGAGUGCAACGCCCCUAAUAAAAAGACCGAUGGCGUCUGGUA